Symbiodinium sp. CCMP2456 is the source of this 696-nucleotide messenger RNA. The record is from the annotation of a GenBank genome assembly. NCBI's taxonomy places the organism in Eukaryota, Dinophyceae, Suessiales, Symbiodiniaceae.
AUGCCGUUCGCGCUCCGCAGGCCCCCUGCCCAGGCAAGCGUGCUCUCGGUGUCGCAGUUGCAAUCCGCCAAGGCUAUUCUCAGGGCCAGAGUGCAGAGGCGCGGAGCCGUGGUGAUGUCCGUGGCAGCUCUGAGGAUGCUCCUUUUGGUCGGAAUUGGGCAGCAGAAGUUCUGCAGCCUCCCCGACCACGAAGGCCGCGCAACACCGGGGCGCUUCCCAACAGGCUUGGAGCCCAACUUCCAGAACCCGCUGCUGGGAGCUUUGGCCUUGCUGAGAGAUCCAGCAGAAUUAGAUGGCGAAGGACUUGGACGUGCCGCCACAGCGGCAGCAAGAGAGGGCCUCGACGACGAGGCAUGGUGGGCUGCGCUGACGAAGCGAACGAAGGAGCUGUCCGAUUCGUUGGCAAUGCAUGAUGUGUCCCUGAUCCUGAACGGCAUGGCGAGAUCCAGGCGCCUGGAUAAGCAGCUGGUUCAGGCAUUGCUUCCGCGAAUUUGUGCAAACUUGGUAUAUCUCACCUCCGCACAUCUGGCCAUGCUUGCGAGUUCAGUGGCCAAGGCUGAGAUACACAACGCACAGUUUACCAACCUCCUGACGCGUGAGUUGAAGGCGGUUGACACGGUGUUCAAACUGCAGCUGUUGCCGUACCUUGCCGAUGGUUUCAAGCUUGCCAAAAACGAUAGCCAGGAUGCUCCAUAG